AUGGUGCUCUGGAAAUACCGGCCGAAGAGAGGAGUGGAAACAGCUUUUGCCAUCGCUGUGUUUCAGCCCCUGAGCCAAAUGCAUCUUGACAUUAGGAAAGGAAUACAUUUGCUCAGCCCUUGUAAUAACACUGCGGCUAUCCCCAGUUGUCUUUUUGACGAGCCCAGAGAGGGGACGUCACCGGCGGCUGGGCUCGCGGCAGCGGCCGAGCCCCCGCUCUCCGGCAUCGACGGCAAAGCACCGUGUGGGGAAACCUUGCUGCAGAGAAAUGAGGCAGAAAAGCAAAAGGGACUGCAGGAAGCACAGGUCACUUUGGCCGCUCGGCUGGGGGAAGCAGAGGAGAAGAUCAAAGUGCUCCAUGCAGCGCUGAAGGCCACCCAGACGGAGCUGCUGGAGCUGCGGUGUAAAUACGACGAGGAAGCCGCGUCCAAGGCGGACGAAGUAGCCAUGAUCAUGACAAACCUCGAAAAAGCCAACCAGCGAGCGGAGGCGGCGCAGAGGGAGGUGGAGAGCUUGCGGGAGCAGCUGGCGGCCGUGAACAGUUCCCUCCGCCUGGCCUGCUGCUCCCCGCCAGGCGCUGCCGGGGACAAAGUGAACUAUUCCAUGUGCUCAGGGUCGAGGCUGGAGGCGGCUCUGGCUGCCAAGGACCGGGAGAUCCUGCGGCUCCUGAAGGACGUCCAGCACCUCCAAAGCUCACUGCAGGAGCUGGAGGAGUCCUCUGCCAACCAAAUCGCCGAGCUGGAGGGGCAGCUGGCUGCCAAGAAUGAAGCCAUCGAGAAGCUGGAGGAGAAGCUGCAGGCACAGGCGGACUACGAGGAGAUCAAAACAGAGCUGAGCUCGGCCGACGAGGAGCAGCUGGACACGGCCGAAAUCGCCUUCCAGGUGUGAAGGAGCCUGCUGAAGCACAACAUCGGGCAACGAGUCUUCGGGCAUUACGUGUUGGGGCUGUCGCAGGGCUCCGUCAGCGAGAUCCUGGCGCGGCCCAAGCCCUGGCGCAAGCUGACGGUGAAGGGCAAGGAGCCGUUCAUCAAGAUGAAGCAGUUCCUCUCCGACGAGCAGAACGUGCUGGCCCUGAGGACUAUCCAGGUGCGCCAGAGAGGUAGCAUCACGCCGCGGAUCAGGACGCCAGAGACCGGCUCUGACGAUGCCAUCAAAAGCAUCCUGGAGCAGGCGAAGAAGGAGAUUGAGUCGCAGAAGGGAGGGGAACCCAAAACACCAUCGACGUCGCAGGCGGUGGCCAACGGGGCGGGCGGCAGCAGCUCGGAGGAUGCCAUCAAGAGCAUCCUGGAGCAGGCGCGGCGGGAGAUGCAGGCGCAGCAGCAGGCGCUGCUGGAGAUGGAGUCAGGGGGCAGCGGGCGCCCCGGGGACACGCCACCCGCUGAGCGCUCCACGUUGGCCGCCGUCAGCCAGAACAUCGUCCCAACCUACGUCAAGCAGGAGGAGGGGAGCAGGGCCAGCCCCGCCCCCCCGCAGACACCCCUGGCCGUCCUCUCGCCCGCCGCCUUCGUCCAGAGCAUCAUCCGGAAGGUGAAGUCGGAGAUCGGUGAUGCCGGCUCCUACUUUGACCAGCACUGGGCAUCGGAGCGGAGUCUGCUCAGCCGACCCUACACCUCCGUCUCACCUUCGCUCUCCUCCUCCUCCUCGAGUUACUCCAGCAUGGCCAACGGCCGGGGCUGGCCGCGGGGAGAGCCCAGUGAGGGCGGCGCCAACGAGGAUGAGCUGCCGCUGGCGGAUGAUGAGCCCCACCGGCUGACGGAGAUGAAGGCGGAGGGAGCCGGCACGGAGCCGGCAGCCGGCAGUCGUCUUUCCUACUACCCUGCCUAUGUGCCACGGACCCUGAAGCCCACCGUGCCACCGCUGACGCCGGAGCAGUAUGAGAUGUACAUGUACAGGGAGGUGGACACGCUGGAGCUGACCCGGCAGGUCAAGGAGAAGUUGGCCAAGAACGGCAUCUGCCAGAGGAUCUUCGGAGAGAAGGUGCUGGGGCUGUCCCAGGGCAGCGUGAGCGACAUGCUGUCGCGGCCCAAGCCGUGGAGCAAGCUGAACCGCGGGCAUCCCCGAAAUAACCUUACCGCUGCCGCCGUGUCCCCGCUGACCCCUCUCCCCCGGUGUCGUGCAGCCAGCCCGGCGGAGCCCCAGCCGUCCCCCUCGCCGCCCCCCAGCCCUGCCGAGCACGAGAAGGGCUGCCAGGAGCCCCUCACCCUGGCCUUGGAGAGCAGCAAAGAAAACCAGCAACCCGAGAGCCGGUCGACGCCUGCACUGGGUGGGAAGACCUACACCAACAGCCAGGGACCCGUGGGCAUCCAGGAGAUCGUGGCCAUGUCCCCUGAGCUGGACACCUACUCCAUCACCAAGAAGGUCAAGGAGGUCUUGACGGACAACAAUUUAGGCCAGCGGCUGUUCGGGGAGAGCAUCCUGGGCCUGACGCAGGGCUCGGUGUCCGAUCUCCUCUCCAGGCCCAAGCCAUGGCACAAGCUGAGCCUGAAGGGGAGGGAGCCCUUCGUCCGCAUGCAGCUCUGGCUCAACGACCCCCACAACGUGGAGAAGUUGCGCGACAUGAAGAAGCUGGAGAAGAAAGCCUACCUGAAACGUCGGUACGGGCUGAUGAGCGCCGGCUCGGACAGCGAGUCCCCCAGCGCCCGCUCCGAGUGCGCCAGCCCCAGCCUGCAGCCGCAGGACCUCAGCCUCCUCCAGAUCAAGAAGCCGCGGGUGGUGCUAGCCCCGGAGGAGAAGGAAGCCCUGAAGAAAGCCUACCAGCUGGAGCCCUACCCCUCCCAGCAGACCAUCGAGCUGCUCUCCUUCCAGCUCAACCUCAAGACCAAUACCGUCAUCAACUGGUUCCACAACUACAGGUCACGGAUGCGCCGGGAGAUGCUGGUGGAGGGCACACAGGACAACGACACAGACCCAGAGCAGAGCAGCGGGGUGGUCAUCCCAGGGCGCCGGGACCCCCACAGCCCCGAUUCGGAUGCUGAGGACCGUAAACCCGUGUUUGGCGGGGGCGAGCAUCCCUGCGCCGCUGCGCCCGUGAAGGUGAAGGAGGAGCAG
Molecule: messenger RNA, 3048 nt
Organism: Charadrius vociferus (killdeer)
Lineage: Eukaryota; Metazoa; Chordata; Aves; Charadriiformes; Charadriidae
Gene: CUX2
Product: cut-like homeobox 2
Exons: 16
Biological process (GO): regulation of DNA-templated transcription
Molecular function (GO): DNA binding; DNA-binding transcription factor activity, RNA polymerase II-specific
Source: RefSeq, a predicted model, not a curated record